Messenger RNA from Acaulospora morrowiae, 834 nucleotides. The record is from the annotation of a GenBank genome assembly. NCBI's taxonomy places the organism in Eukaryota, Fungi, Glomeromycota, Glomeromycetes, Diversisporales, Acaulosporaceae.
AUGGAUCUCUUGGUCGCGGCAGACGAAUUGGUUCUAACCGAGCUUGUGAAUUAUUUAAAGGACUUCUUUCUUGAAUCUUAUUACAAAUGGAUCUGUCAGCACCCUCUUCAAGUUUUGUAUCAUAACGUCUUCCGUCUUGAGAGUUGUAAGGAAUUGCGGGAGUUAUGUUUGACGGUAGUUUGUGAAAAUCCAACUUUGGUAUUUGGAACCACGGCUUUCUCGGCGAUAGAUGAACCUGUUCUUAUUUCAAUCCUUCAAAGGGAUGACCUUCAGAUGGAAGAAAUUGAGAUAUGGGACUACUUAACUCAGUGGGGUAUCGCUCGCACGCAAAAUCUCGAUGCCGAUAUUUCCAAAUGGUCAGACAGCGAUUUUUCCGAGUUAAAAUCCACUUUACAAAAUUUUAUCCCGCUUGUUAAAUUUGAUCACAUAAGUCCAAACGAAAUACCACUCAGAUUGAGUCCAUUUAAUAAGAUUCUAUUGUCAUACGACGAUAAAUCCAUGCAGGAAGAAUGUUCCAUAUUUAAAACUUUAAUCGACUCAACAAUUAUUAGAUUGAAGCAUGCUUCACUUAUCUCCCGCUGGAUUGACCUUAAAGAAGAUAAAACGCAACACUCGGGAAUGGCCUUGUUUGGAGCUGAUGUGCGUGGGCCAUGCUUUGGAAAUCGUGACUUGUGGAUGUCAAAUUUUAACAAUUUGUCACGACAAUGUUCAAGUCAAGUGUCAUAUUAUGAUAAAAGCAUAAUUGAUUCGCGUAAUUUUGACGUGGAGGAUUAUGAAGUAUUCCAAAUUUUUAAAAAGAACAUUUCCAAAGAAGUACAAAAUUUUUCUUCUUGA